CGAGCUGGGCUGACUGGGUCUGGGGUUUGUGUGGGAGGAAUCAGAUGAUUGGGCAGGUAAACGGGAUUCCGACGUAAAGGGUUUAAAAGUGCGCAGCUCGGGUCGGAACCACAGAAGAAGAAGAAGAAGAAGCAGCACCAGCCUCCCGGUGACCCAGCCCAGCCGAACAUGACUCUUCGGAUGAAUCUCUGCUGAGACAAAAACGGACCGGAAACAUGGCUUCGUUUCUGCAGAUCUCUGAUGAUGAGAAGGGACACGACCUGGAUCUCUUCUGUAUUCCCAGACAUUAUGAGAGCGAUUUGGACAAAGUGAUCAUCCCGCAUGGCCUCAUCAUGGACAGGACGGAGCGUCUGGCCCGUGACAUAAUCCGGGACAUGGGAGGACACCACAUCGUGGCUCUGUGUGUGCUAAAAGGGGGCUACAAGUUCUUCGCAGACCUCCUGGACUACAUUAAAGUGCUCAACCACAACAGCGAUAAAUCCGUCCCGUUGACGGUGGAUUUCAUUAGAGCAAAGAGCUACUGUAACGAUAAGUCGACAAACAGCGUCAAAGUCAUAGGUGGGGAUGAAUUAUCCAACCUCGCGGGCAAGAAUGUUUUAAUUGUCGAGGAUAUCGUGGAGACGGGGAGGACGAUGCAGACGUUGCUCUCUCUGCUGAGUGAAUGCAAUCCCAAGAUGGUUAAAGUUGUGAGCCUUUUAGUGAAGAGGACCCCGAGGAGUUCAGGGUACAGACCGGACUACAUUGGCUUCGAGGUUCCAGAUGCCUUUCUGGUGGGCUAUGCUUUGGACUACAACGAGUACUUCAGAGAUCUCAGUCACAUCUGUAUACUGAAUGAAGAAGCCAAGGAGAAGUACAAAAUGUGAGCGUUCAAAGCGUCGCAGAGGGGAUGUCUGACUCACUGAAGACUUGGACCACUGUGACCAACCACCUUUUUUUAGUUUUWGUUUUUCUUUCUGCGUUUGCAACCUUAUUUAUUUUUUCUAAAUGAGAAUCCACAAAAAGCAACUUGUGGGUUGUAACAAACGUCAAGAAGAACAUUUAUUUUCCUCGAUGAAUAAGUGGGAAUAAUCAUGUAAAUGAGGAAUAUUUUUGGUUAAAUUUUAAAAGUUUAUUUAAAUUGUGUUUAGCUGUAAAUUAAUUUUUUGACCAUGGGGAAGAAUGUUUUAAAAGUCUCAUGUCUCAAAACUUUAUACUCUCCUUCAAUUUAGUUUUGGAUUCCUCUGAUAUCAUAAAUUUAAUUCUAAGAAACUUGAAAAGUUAAUACUUCACGUUUUCUUUAUGAACCUGUUUACAGCAAUAUAAAUCCACCUUAAACCUUGAAUUUUGUGUUUUUUUUUAUUGCAUUUAUUUAGUUUUCCCUAAAGAAGGUGUCUUAACAUAAUGUGAUGAUAUGACCCUGCUAAAUCAGGCUCACCACAAAAAUAUAUUUUUAAAAUGAU
Austrofundulus limnaeus is the source of this 1439-nucleotide messenger RNA. RefSeq names its product hypoxanthine phosphoribosyltransferase 1, like (gene hprt1l). The transcript has 9 exons. Gene Ontology annotation, biological process: guanine salvage; IMP salvage; GMP salvage. The coding region runs from base 216 to 863 and encodes 215 amino acids. Gene Ontology annotation, molecular function: magnesium ion binding; hypoxanthine phosphoribosyltransferase activity. Gene Ontology annotation, cellular component: cytosol. The record is from RefSeq and is a predicted model, not a curated record. Lineage: Eukaryota; Metazoa; Chordata; Actinopteri; Cyprinodontiformes; Rivulidae.